ACGAAAACAACGUGAGGAGACAGGAGACUUCUUCCGAUAAAAAAAUCCACUUUAUGGCUUUAUAAAAACUCUCUCUGCGUCUUUUGGGUUUCGGAAAGGUGCACUGCUCCCUGUGAUCGUCGCAUUUUGAUCCAGCCCAGUGAAGUAUUGAAGCACAGCCGUCCUGUGACCCUGCUGCUUCAGGUCUUCCCCGCGUUGAGAGGCUGACCGGCCGGGCUGCAGGCGCCGCCGCCGCCGCUGAUCUGACCACCAUGAAGGUAUUUCGCAGUCCGGCCCGUCACGGUUAUUCCGUGGAGGUUUCCCCGUUCCUCCCGAACAGACUGGCCUGCGCCGCCUCGCAGUACUACGGGAUUACAGGCUGCGGCACGCUGCUGGUGCUCGAUCAGACGGAGAGCGAAGUCCAGCUGGUGAGAAGCUGGCAGUGGGGCGACGGCCUGUUCGACGUGGCGUGGAGCGAAGUCAACGAGCAUGUGUUGGCGGCCGGCGGCGGCGACGGCAGCCUGCAGCUGUGGGACACAGCCAAUCAGGACGCGCCGCUCAGGGUGGCCAAGGAGCACACGCAGGAGGUGUACGCGGUGGACUGGAGUCAGACCCGAGGAGAGAACCUCAUCGUCUCUGGAUCGUGGGAUCGAACCGCCAAAGUGUGGGACCCGACGCUCAGCCGGUCGCUGGCCACGCUCAGAGGUCAUGAAGGAGUGGUCUACAGCACCAUCUGGUCUCCACAUAUCCCAGGAUGCUUUGCUUCUGUCUCAGGUGACGGGACGCUCAGGGUUUGGGACGUGAAGGCCGCCGCGUGCCGAUUGGCCAUCCCGGCGCACAAGACCGAGAUCCUCAGCUGUGACUGGUGCAAAUAUGACAAGAACAUCGUGGCCACCGGCUCGGUGGACUGCAGCGUCUGUGUGUGGGACCUGAGGAACGUCCGGCAGCCUGUCAGUCAACUGCUGGGACACACAUACGCCAUCCGAAGAGUCAAAUUCUCUCCGUUCAGUCAGACUGUGUUGGCGUCCUGCUCGUACGACUUCACUGUCAGGUUCUGGGAUUACAGUAGAAAUCAGCCUCUUCUGGACACUGUGGAGCAUCACACGGAGUUUGUCUGUGGACUAGACUUCAACCUUCACAUCCCCAAUCAGGUCGUCGACUGUUCCUGGGACGAGACGGUGAAGAUCUACACACCCGCCUGCUUGACGGCUGGACUUCACGGUGCCACGCGGUGAAAAACGCAUUGAAACUCACACCGCUACACCUCUGAGGACCUUGAAACCGUCACGGUGUCGGCCGAUCACCACCGGCUGCGUCGUACGAACGGUAGAAGGUAGCCGGAGAUCUUCCACCGCUCACCUCCUGACCAGCAAUCUAACCUUUAACAAACGAAAACAGAGGAAAUAAAGACUGAAACUGCUGAAGAGAUAUGACCCGUUGUUCUUCCGAUCCAUCCAUUGGUUUCUCCUCUAAGAGUUGCUGGUUCGAUCCCCCGUGACUGUGAGCGAGGACAGGAUACACCCCAGGUUCAACAAUUAAACUCAAAAGAGAUGAUAGCUGAAUGUUCUAGAAAAAAAAAACAAUAACCAAGCUUCUCUUUGAGCUUUUUGUCAGAUUUUAGGCUUAAAUUGGACUUUAAAUUUGUAUAUUUGGAUCUUUUAUGCUCCUUUCAGUCCUCUUUAUUUGUAUUUUCUUAAUAAUAACUACAUUGAAAGUACAGAACACAUGUUAAACCUUUGCUCUUUGAACCCUGAGGAUCAGCAGUUUUCAUUAUUUAUCAUCAGAACGAUUGGAGCCAUCUGAGUUGGUACCUUGAGAGCCCGACCACAUGUUUCCCUGGAAGAGAUAAAGUGGGCCCGUGUGAGUUUCUGUGACCAAAGGUCAGGCCGUUCCCCGGUGCUCUCACCAGCAGGAGGAACUUAUGAAUGCAGUCAGUGUGAGAGCUGGAUCUUUAGGUUGUGAUGCCUUCAGGACUCGGCUUAUCUCGUCGGUUUUGUUCACUGAAUCAUUCGGGUUUUUUUUUUGCGUCUGACGCGAUGCGUUCACUGCACACGUGAAUCAGCGUGUUUUACAGUGAGUGUAACAUUCAUGUAAUCAGAUGCGUUUCUCCGUUAUCUCCGUGACAUUCACUUCAUCUUGAAUGGAAAUGUCAGCUGUGACUAAUUUUAGUUGUUUUUAAAUGUCAUCAGUGUAAAUGUACUGGUCAAUGGUGAUGAUGACGACGAUGAUGAAGAUGCAGUGCCUUUAAUAAAAGCAGUAAAUAUCACUGUUACACUGUACUGUACUCUACUUUUGGCCCCGAGCACAAAGUCCUGCCUCCAAAUAAACAAAGAUUUGUUUAAAAAAAUUCCAAAUAUUUACAGUGAAUUAAAAUCGAGAUCGUUUUAUGAUCACAAUUCAAUUUUAUUGAUCUGUUAGCAACACAGAUACAGUAAAAGAACAGACAUGUUAACUACAACUGCAUUUAUGUAGUUUAGUUAUGAUUUACCUAAAAUUUAAAAUGAUGGAAAAAAAACAUUGAUUAUUUCAUCCAAGAUAUCAAAGUACAUGAUCUGUAAAUACAAAUUAUUUAAGCUAAAGAAACUGUUAAUUUGAUUGCUGAAAUAAAUAUUUCAGUCGAUCUCAAUUUUCAAAAUUAAAAUGAGAUGAUUUUUAUAAUAAUAAAAGUUAUUUGCUCCAGAUACAUACAAAAAAAUGUGUUUUCUUGCUGAUUAAAUGUCUCUGCUGUAUUUUUCCAUGAUUUUUUUGAAUAAUAAUAAGAC
This is a messenger RNA of Salarias fasciatus (jewelled blenny), 2741 nucleotides long. It is a transcript of the gene pex7, whose product is annotated as peroxisomal biogenesis factor 7. Gene Ontology annotation, molecular function: protein binding. Gene Ontology annotation, biological process: protein import into peroxisome matrix. Bases 252 to 1214 code for a protein of 320 amino acids. NCBI's taxonomy places the organism in Eukaryota, Metazoa, Chordata, Actinopteri, Blenniiformes, Blenniidae. The record is from RefSeq and is a predicted model, not a curated record. The transcript is spliced from 11 exons. Gene Ontology annotation, cellular component: cytosol; peroxisomal matrix.